AUGGCGUUCGUGGACCUCGAAAAGGCAUUUGACCGUGGCCCUCGGAAGGUGAUCUGGUGGGCACUGCGAAAACUUGGUGUGGAAGAGUGGAUUGUGCGUCUGGUGCAGGGGAUGUAUGCAAAUGCCCGUAGCUGUGUCCGCGUUGGUGAUGGCUACAGUGAGGAGUUUGCUGUGAGGGUCGGAGUCCAUCAGGGGUCAGUACUCGGCCCUCUGCUUUUCAUCAUCGUACUCGAGGCUCUUUCACGCGAAUUUCGCGCCGGUGUUCCCUGGGAGGAUCUGUAUGCAGAUGACCUGGUUAUCAUUACUGACUCGUUGGAUGAAUGUGUCAAGAGGCUUCUGACUUGGAAAGAAGCUAUGGAAAGGACAGGAUGCAGGCAAAACCAAGAUCAUGAUCUGCGAUGUUCAAGAUGCAGAGGAACUGCUCGCCAUCUUGACGUCAGGCCGCAGAGUGAUAUCCAAGUUGGUCUAGACAAGUUGGAGGUUGUAGGCUCCUUCUGCUACCUCGGAGACAUGCUUUCCGCAGCUGGUGGCUGUGACCUUGCAGCCACUACGCGUGUGAAGACUGCUUGGAAGAAGUUCAGGGAGCUGCUACCAGUCCUGACAUCACGCCACCUGUCGUAUAAGACCCGUGGUCGAGUGUUUAACACCUGUGUACGGAGCGCUAUGCUCCAUGCCAGUGAGACCUGGGCACUGACCAAGCCAAAUCUUCAUCGCCUAAUACGCAAUGACAGGGCCAUGAUAAGACAGAUCUGUAACAUCAAGCCUGAAGAUAUGGCCACUGUAAGUUCAACUGAAUUGCAGGGGCGGCUUGUCAUCGACGACAUCGACCUCAUCUUAAGGGAAAGGAGACUCCGCUGGUAUGGCCACGUUGUCAGAUCCAGCAGUGCAGUCAAGCUCAUUUCACAACAGGUUAUUGGAGACAGUAAGAAACAUGUGACACUGAAUGACUGUGAAUAA
This is a messenger RNA of Ostrea edulis (European flat oyster), 957 nucleotides long. RefSeq lists its product as uncharacterized. The record is from RefSeq and is a predicted model, not a curated record. Bases 1 to 957 code for a protein of 318 amino acids. The transcript has 3 exons. Lineage: Eukaryota; Metazoa; Mollusca; Bivalvia; Ostreida; Ostreidae.